Trichoderma atroviride IMI 206040 is the source of this 1248-nucleotide messenger RNA. RefSeq lists its product as uncharacterized. The record is from RefSeq and is a predicted model, not a curated record. NCBI's taxonomy places the organism in Eukaryota, Fungi, Ascomycota, Sordariomycetes, Hypocreales, Hypocreaceae. Gene Ontology annotation, molecular function: protein kinase activator activity. Gene Ontology annotation, biological process: signal transduction; positive regulation of protein phosphorylation; cell division. Gene Ontology annotation, cellular component: cytoplasm; nucleus.
CCCCGCCUUUUUGCAAUGUCCAACCUCUUUUCUGGCAUCAACGCUCGUUUCCGAGGCGGGCCUAAAAGCCCAUCCCCAUCACAGAGCUCCCAGGGCCCCCUGCCGCAUCCCUCAUCCGACGUCGCCUCAUCUCCCAAGAUAUCUUCGGCCAGGCUACCUGAGAGAACUCCCUCUUUUCCCGCCUCAGUCUCUUCUCCUCAGCCUGGUGGAAUGGCCCAACCAGACGCAAUGGCUACCGGCGAUGAUGUUAUCAACUCUUACCACCUCCCGCGGCCGCUUCCGCUGUGGCUCAACUCCAACUGUGCAAAGCACAUCGUCAAGGGAAACUUUAUGACCCUGAGCGCACGGCCAAAGACAGUUGAGCAAGGAGAAUGGGUAGCUCACCAGGUUGUCGAGCACUAUCGUAACCUGUGGAAUUUUGUCCAGGUAGUUCACGCAAAGGAGGAGACGGGGAAUACCAUUUGCAAUCCGACUUCUUGUCCUCGAAUGUCUGCUGGAGCAAACCACUCCUUCACUUGGCUCAAUAGCCGACGUGAGCCAGUCGAAUUACCGGCUCAUGAAUACAUGACCCUGAUGCAGCGAUGGAUCGCCGGAAAGGUUGAUGAUACCGCCAUCUUCCCAACCGAUCCUGCUGGCGUCUCUCAUUCUCACAACCCUGCCAUGUCUUCAACUCCGCUGUCUCAGCUCACCAACCCCGGAGAGAGCGACUGGACCGGCAAGCGAUCUGGCUUCCCAGAAAAGUUCAUUGACAUUUGUCAGAUGAUAUUCCGCCAAAUGUUCCGAGUGUAUGCUCAUCUCUACUGGGCACACUUUUCAGAACCCUACUACCACCUCAACUUGGAGAAGCAGCUGAACAGCUGCUUUUCCCACUUUUUGCUAACGGCCACGGCGCUGGACAUGCUGGGCAAGCAGGACCUGGAGCCGAUGCAGCCUCUGAUCGACCUCUGGGCGGCCAACGGGACGUUUCCUCCCGAGUCCAAGGUUUAUGAGUAUGCCAACCUCCAAGCUGGCGAGCGAUUGAUUCAACUUGCAGGCGUUGUUUAGUAAAGGAUUUUCUUUGGCAUUACAUAUGAAGUGGUUUAUUUCUGUCUAGUCUCCGUGUUAUUGUUGAAAGACGGAUAGAAAAGGAUAUGACCUUUACUUUUGGGUACAUGUAGCCACACAAUAAUAGCUGUCUUGAGCGCUGAAGCGAUUAGCACCAACCUUUGAAGGAUUGCACGAGCACGAUAGUCUUAUUUUGUAUUAAAA